Molecule: messenger RNA, 711 nt
Organism: Amorphotheca resinae ATCC 22711
Lineage: Eukaryota; Fungi; Ascomycota; Leotiomycetes; Helotiales; Amorphothecaceae
Exons: 3
Coding region: 1-711 (236 amino acids)
Source: RefSeq, a predicted model, not a curated record
AUGGGCAGGGUAGCAACAGCGGCCCUAUUAGAUGUUGGUAACGUUACUGCCGAGAAGACAUACAGUUGCGGCCCUUUUGGUGGUGACCAUAUGGAUGUCUUCUGGUCAACAAAUACUACUUUGCAGCAGGACGAUCUGAAUCUGGAUCUCUGGUCAAAACCAGAAGUUCGCGUCUUAGCCACCCUUCGGUGUCAAGUGGCGCACGAGUGGGAAAGCCUAGGUCAUGAGGAGGGUAACGCCCGCGACAGUCGCGACGUGCCUUUGCCAGUUUAUCACCAGGUGUCGUCUGAACAAGCUCAGCGGGAAGGGCCAUGGAUCAGCCGGGAUUCGCGUCUCGUGACCGAAAGGGCAAAAGCCCCGCGAUCUGGACGAAUGCGGGGGAGGAAAGACAUUGCCCUGGUAUGGAAUCUGUCGGUCCUUCUCUUCUCCAGAUUCUCCCUUGUGGAGGACCGCAGAACUCCCGUAUCACGUUGCAGAUGUCGGGGGCGGCGGUCUCAAAGCGACGCUGGGGCUUGUCUCGGAGCGCUGGGCGAAAGGAUGCGGAAGGUAAAACCUCAUUGCGCGAGAGAGUACGGCCGAGCCGGGCAUGAAGGCACAGAACAGGCCCGAUAUUGGGAUCUAUGUGUUGCGACCUGGCCUUCACUAGAAGGGGAUUUCACAGGCCGCUGGGCGUUGACGAAAGGCUUUGAGAAAUUGGCAUCCAUGACUUGA